This is a messenger RNA of Choloepus didactylus (southern two-toed sloth), 2704 nucleotides long. RefSeq names its product zinc finger and BTB domain containing 22 (gene ZBTB22). NCBI's taxonomy places the organism in Eukaryota, Metazoa, Chordata, Mammalia, Pilosa, Megalonychidae. Gene Ontology annotation, molecular function: DNA-binding transcription factor activity, RNA polymerase II-specific; protein binding; RNA polymerase II cis-regulatory region sequence-specific DNA binding. Bases 180 to 2087 code for a protein of 635 amino acids. The record is from RefSeq and is a predicted model, not a curated record. The transcript has 2 exons. Gene Ontology annotation, biological process: regulation of transcription by RNA polymerase II.
GUCGCGAUGGAGCCCGGGGCAUGGCCUAAGGGGAGACGGAGAAGGAGAUGGUUUUCCGUACAAGAGCAGACCUGGCCCCCUCCCAAGAACUGGAUGCAAAACACUAAAAGAGACCCCCCCGGCCGCCCUCCUCCUUCCCUUGUUCCUGUGGCUGGGGGGGUACCCCCUCCCUCCUCACCAUGGAGCCAUCUCCUCUCUCUCCCAGCGGGGCAGCCCUCCCCUUGCCCCUAUCGCUGGCGCCGCCCCCACUGCCCCUACCAGCAGCUGCAGUGGUACACGUGUCCUUUCCUGAGGUGACCAGUGCCCUCUUGGAGUCCCUCAAUCAGCAGCGGCUUCAGGGACAGCUCUGUGAUGUGUCUAUCCGCGUGCAGGGCCGGGAGUUCCGGGCUCAUCGCGCGGUCCUCGCUGCCUCCUCCCCAUACUUCCACGACCAGGUCCUACUCAAGGGCAUGACCUCAAUCUCGCUGCCCAACGUCAUGGACCCAGGCGCCUUUGAGACUGUCCUGGCCUCAGCUUACACUGGCCGCCUCAGCAUGGCUGCUGCAGACAUCGUCAACUUCCUCACGGUGGGGUCUGUGCUCCAAAUGUGGCACAUCGUGGACAAGUGCACCGAGCUCCUCCGUGAAGGCCGGGCCUUGGCCACUACCACCGUCACCUCUCCUGCAGCCACCUCGGUCACUGUCCCUGUUGCUGGGGGCUCGGCAGGGAGUGGGGGCACCGUGGCACCAGCCACCAUAGGCUCCAUGCGCUCCCAUGCCUCCAGCCGUGCUAGUGAGAACCAGUCCCCCAGCAGCAGCAACUACUUUAGUCCCCGCGAGUCCACUGAUUUCUCAUCUUCUUCUCAAGAGGCCUUUACAGCUUCUGCAGUGGGCAGUGGGGAACGGCGUGGAGGUGGCCCUGUAUUUCCAGCCCCUGUGGUUGGCAGUGGGGGAGCCACAUCUGGGAAGCUGCUACUGGAGGCUGAUGAGCUGUGUGAUGAUGGUGGGGAUGGCAGGGGGGCAGUGGUCCCUGGGGCUGGGCUCCGGCGUCCCACUUAUAACCCACCCAGCAUUAUGCCACAGAAACACUGGGUAUAUGUGAAGCGGGGUAGAAACUGCCCAGCACCGGCACCCCUAGUUCCCCAAGACCCAGAUCUGGAGGAGGAUGAGGAGGAGGAAGACCUGGUGUUGACCUGUGAGGAUGAUGAAGAUGAAGAGCUAGGGAGUGGCUCAGCAGUCCCAGCUGGGGGAGGACCUGAGGCUACCCUUAGCAUAAGUGAUGUUAGGACCCUGUCUGAGCCUCCAGACAAGGGGGAGGAGCAGGUGAACUUCUGUGAAUCUUCAAAUGACUUUGGCUCCUAUGAUGGUGGGGGUCCUGGGGCAGGCCUGGAUGAUUCAGAGGGGCCAACCCCCUCCUCCUACACCCCCUCCCAUCCUCCUCGACCCCUGCUUCCCCUGGACAUGCAGGGCAACCAGAUCCUGGUCUUCCCAUCCUCCUCUUCCACCUCCUCCUCCUCCUCCCAGGCUCCAGGUCAGCCACCAGGGAACCAGGCUGAGCAUGGGGCAGUGACCCUGGGUGGCACGGCAGGGAACCUGGGUGUGCCAGGGAGUGCUGGCGGGGCUCCUGGGGGGGCAGGUGGUGGAGAUGGGAAUAAGAUCUUUCUGUGCCACUGCGGGAAGGCCUUCUCGCACAAGAGCAUGCGAGACCGGCAUGUGAACAUGCACCUCAACCUGCGGCCCUUUGACUGCCCCGUGUGCAACAAGAAGUUCAAGAUGAAGCACCACCUGACUGAGCACAUGAAGACACACACAGGCCUCAAGCCCUACGAGUGCAGUGUCUGCGCCAAGAAGUUUAUGUGGCGCGACAGCUUCAUGCGCCACCGGGGACACUGUGAGCGCCGGCACCGCUUGGGCGGGGCCGGGGUGCCCACUGGGCCUGCGGCGCCCACUGGGCCCACAGUGCUGCCCAAGCGAGAGUCCCCAGGAGCUGGCCGGGGCAGCGGUGACGAGGCCAGUGGAGUCACGCCCCCACCUAGCCGAAGGGUCUGGUCCCCACCCAGCCUCCACAAAGUGGAAAUGGGCUUCAGUGGGGGCGGAGGGGCAAAUUGAAGGGACAGAGCAACUGGGGGUAGCUUUGGGGGAAGAGGGAAUAGGGAACACAACACAAGCCAGGGGCAUUAUGGCCCCGGAGGAGUGAUCUCCCAUCACACUUAUUGUCUUCCUUAUCUCUCUGGACUUGUAUAUACUUGAGAGGAGGAACCAAGUUGCACCAUCAACAGCCCAUUCCAUUCCUCAGCCCCCACCCACCUCAGUCCCGCAGGGGAAGGAAUCCCUGGAACUAAGCCCUUCCUUUCCUCAGAUGGAUACACUGAAGCCCCAGCUCCACGGAGCAGGGCAUAGGUGGAAGAGGGGAGGGGGAAAUGUCGAGCAUCCUGGAAUCACAGGGUCAAGAGUCAGAUGGUUGUAGUCUGUGCCUAAAGUCUGUGUUUGUGUUGUUGUGGGGACCAGGCCUUUGAGCCCCACCCUUGUCCUAGAAUUUAUCCCUCCUCACUUCCAGGAUACUCCCUUAUUUCUAUCCUACUCCUAGUCCUCCCCCUCCCCCCAUCUCCCCAACUCGGUUCUCAGGGGGGGAGGGGGUGGAGACAAGGAGGGAGCAAGUCAUAGGAGUACAAGGAUUUUAUUUUAAUUUUCUUAAACGGUGAUUAAAAUAUUUAUUGGUCAUUUCA